AUGGGUAUGGAAUCCAAAGUCUUCCUGCCGCCCAAGAGAGGCGGUAGCAACAACGCGACGCCGACGUUCCCAACAAGAAGGGCUCGAGGCACACCGCCUUGGGACACAACGUCUCCAAGUACCAUUGCGUACCUCGACACGACCGCCGAGUUCAUCCGCACCUCAAUCAUACAUCGGACGCCCAACAAGGUGAAGAUUGGCGGAGCAGGGCACGUUGGACGAGACAACGGAAUUGAAUGUUGGUGUGUGGUGUCGAAGGGUGGCAGGUGGCAGGCUGCCAAGUUCCGGUGGAUCUUCACAAAAGCGAUUCGACUGUACGGCACCACGUUUGGCAUCGUGCAAAAGACAUUCAUGCACGUGAGCUCGCUGAAAGAGGUGUCUCUGGACAUGCUCGGUAGACGUCAUCCCGGCCCCGGCCUCAUUGCUGUUACAGGCAUCCGGCUCGCAAUGGACAAUAACAGCGACUAUGGCGAAGAGAUUGUGAUUGACUCGUGA
Messenger RNA from Mycosarcoma maydis (corn smut), 495 nucleotides. RefSeq lists its product as uncharacterized. The transcript has 2 exons. The record is from RefSeq and is a predicted model, not a curated record. NCBI's taxonomy places the organism in Eukaryota, Fungi, Basidiomycota, Ustilaginomycetes, Ustilaginales. The coding region runs from base 1 to 495 and encodes 164 amino acids.